Messenger RNA from Capsicum annuum, 1129 nucleotides. RefSeq lists its product as uncharacterized. The transcript has 5 exons. The coding region runs from base 1 to 861 and encodes 286 amino acids. Lineage: Eukaryota; Viridiplantae; Streptophyta; Magnoliopsida; Solanales; Solanaceae. The record is from RefSeq and is a predicted model, not a curated record.
AUGGAUGACCAAAGUAGUAUGUGGAUUUCAAAUGGUGAUAAAUAUUUCAAACUUGGAGAUUUGUGGAAUUGUUAUGAAGAGUGGAGUUCAUAUGGUGUUGGUGCACCUAUUCGUUUGAAAGAUGAUGAUGAUGAUGAAAAUGUUAUUCAAUAUUAUUCUCCAUACUUAUCUGCAAUUCAGAUUUAUACAAUCAGGUCACUUUCCUCCCCAAUAAGAAACUCAUCUUCUGGAAGUCAUGAUGUCGAUUUCGAGAUGGAAUCUUGGAGUGAUGCAAGUGAAAGUAGUGGGAAGCUGUCGAGAUCUUUAAGUAACAACUCUGUUUCUGCAGAUUCAUCUUUUGAGUCGGGGGCUUCAAGAGAUCGCCUCGGCUGUCUCUAUUUUCAGUAUUCUGAGACAUGCUCUCCUUUCUGGAGAAUUCCCUUUUCAGAUAAGAUCAUUGAAUUUGCUCAGAACUUUCCUGGACUCGUGACGCUGAAGAGCACUGACUUGUCUGCUGCAAGUUGGAUGGCUGUUGCUUGGUAUCCAAUCUACCAUGUUCCAAUGAAAGGAAUUACUAAAAAUGUUUCAACAAGCUUCCUUACUUACCAUACAUUGUCAUCAUCUUUCCAAGAUGCUGUAGAAGAGAAAAUUGAUGGAGAAAGGAAGGGCGGGAGCGGAAUUCGUCUUAGUCCGUUCGGGUUAGCUGCAUACAGGAUGCAAAAUGAUCUAUGGCUAAACACUAAUACACCAAAGGACUAUGAAACACUGAUUGAUCUUCAGAGUGCUGCCGAUUCAUGGCUGAAGCAGCUUUCCUACAGUCACCAUGACUUUAAUUUCUUCACCGCACAUUCUAACAUGGAGCCUGCAGGUUACUCAUUGUGAACUCAUUCACAACCUCCACCGCCAUCGUUCUUGUUAUGUUUUUUAGAUAGUUUUCUCCAAGAAACUGAAAAAUUGGUGUACCCUCUUUCUUAAGUAUUAUCUAGUUUUCUAGAGGAAACUGAAACUGAUAUACCCUCUUUCUUAUGUAUUAUCUAGUUUUCUCGAGGAAACUGAAACUGAUAUACCCUCUUUCAACUCAUUUGAUGGCGGAAAAUUGUUAGAUUGUAUAAGACAUAUUUCCUUUGUGAAUUAAGGAAUUGGGAGAAUU